Molecule: messenger RNA, 1967 nt
Organism: Lutzomyia longipalpis
Lineage: Eukaryota; Metazoa; Arthropoda; Insecta; Diptera; Psychodidae
Product: transmembrane protein 135-like
Exons: 3
Coding region: 471-1826 (451 amino acids)
Source: RefSeq, a predicted model, not a curated record
GCCACUCUCAAGUGAGUUCCCCCGAAUACAAAAUCUUCUUGUUUUGGUUGUUUUUUUGUGCAAUCAGCUGGCAGUUUUUAAAAGCUCCGCGCGAAGGAAACACAAAAAGAGAACGAAGAAAAGAAGUGGAGAAAGAGCACAGAAAAGUGGAAGAAAAUUGUUUCAAAGACAGAAGGCAAAAUAAAGUAGUAAAUAAGUUAAUUGUAGGCACACACACAGGUCAUUGGGAAAUGAUUUGAAAGUCAAUUGCGUGGUGGAGUGAUGACUGGAGGCUUGGAUUGAAGAUAAGUGAUUUGGAAGCAGUGAAGAAGUUCAAUAAAUCAACUUGAUUCCGUACGCGGGAGCUCCGGCGACAAUCCAGCUGUGUGGCACAAUCUUAUCGCGCAUUGACGAGGGCAGAAAAGUCAAUUGGGAGGCGGUGCUCCACCACACGGUAUUGUAACAAAUAUUGAGGAAGGGACACACAAAAAAUGGCCAGCUUGAGUAAAUUUGUGGGAAUUCCCACAACUUGUGUGGAGUACAUGCACCCGUGGUCAGAUCACUGUGUCAAUGCAACAGCUGGUCUCCUCUUGCAAUCAUGCAGUGAGUCCCUCCGGAUCUAUUCGGCUGUUUACUUGCUCUCCCUCGUGAUGCGAGGGAAGAUUCCCAGUCGAAAGGAUUUACAACGAACACUGCACGGGAUGCUGCAAUCUACGGCAUUUCUCACCACAAAUGCCUUCACCUUCUCCAUGUUCGUCUGCCUCCUGCGGCGAUGGUUGGGUAAGUUGUACUUCCUCACGGUGGCCUUUAUACCAUCGUGGAUGGCCAGCUUCUGCGCCAUUCUCGUAGAGCGUCCAUCGCGUCGUGGUCUCCUCUGUCUCUACGUUGCCAACGUAGCCACUGAGACCUACUGGCGAAUGCUGGAAUCCCGCGGGCUCGUACAUCCCAUCAAGUACGGCAGGGUGAUGAUCUUUGGCCUCAGUGCCACAAUCCUGCUCCUCCUGUACCGCUCGGGAUUGCACAAAACCCAAAAUGAUGGACUUUUUGACAUUAUACGCUUCGUUGUGGGAAAGAGUGAGGAAGCUCACGCAGAGGAUGCCGAGCGUCCUCCUGAUCGCCCACCCGUAGCCCGUCCAGCAAUACCUCACGGGAGCAUCCUUCGGAUUGUCCAUGACAAAGUAAUGGGAUUCCUCAGGGCUCUCCCGAAGCACUUCUCCUGCCCACAUCGUGAUUCGUGUGUUUCCUACACCCUCCAGGGUGGCACGAAGCUCUUCUGCGUUGGCCUCGGGCUACAGCUGACGCUCUCACUAGUCUUCCAGAUGGGAAAAAUCCUCCGGAACCCCUCGGCAAUUAAACGAAUCCUCCGGAGUCGCGAUGUUAUGAAGAUUGCUCUCUUCCUCGGUGGCUUCUCUGCCCUCUUUCGCGCAACAUCGUGCUCCCUGCGUCAUCUCCUUGGGCGUGAUUCACCAUAUCACGCAGUGCCAGCAGGACUCCUGGCAAGUACAAUGUUCUCUCAGUACCCCGAUACGAGUGUCUGCCUCUACAUUAUGUGGAAGAUGCUGCAGAUCACUUACAAGUUGGGCAUUGAACGAAAGAUCGUCCCACGAAUCCCAGGAGCAACAAUCUUCCUGUACUGCACCUUCACAGCCACCCUCUUUCAUGUGGCAAUGGUGGAGCCCCGAAAUCUCCGACCGAGUUACUGGAAAUUCCUUCAUUCACUCUCCGGUGGUCGUUCAGCGGCUAUUGAUCGUAUUCCUGUGGACCUAUGGGGACUUGAGACGAGUAAACAACUCAUGGAAGUCCUCAAGAGCACACGCACGGACUUUAAUGUGAAGUUCCUCCUCUAAAUGGUACACACACAUGGGAAUGCAACAGGAAGUCAUUCCAUGAGAAUGUUUGGGAUACAUCAUUUGGGAAUUUUUAUUUUUGCAUUAAGACAACAAAAAGAUUUUGGAACAGAAAUAUAUUAGAGUGGGGUAAUAUUAAAA